CGCAUCCCGUCCUUACGCACUCGUCCUGUGUGUCCGUCCUCCCACCACCACCGCACGCUCCGCGCUUUCGCUUUCUCCCGUCUUCCCAAGCCUUCGCUUCGCUUCGCUUCUCGCUGCGGAUCCCCUCUCUGUUUCUAGCCAUGGCCGGGAGAGGUAAGGCGAUCGGCUCGGGCGCCGCCAAGAAGGCCAUGUCCAGGAGCUCCAAGGCCGGGCUCCAGUUCCCUGUCGGAAGGAUCGCCAGGUUCCUCAAGGCCGGCAAGUACGCCGAGAGGGUCGGCGCCGGCGCCCCGGUCUACCUCGCUGCCGUGCUCGAGUAUCUCGCUGCUGAGGUUCUCGAGCUGGCCGGGAACGCGGCUCGUGACAACAAGAAGACCCGCAUCGUUCCGCGCCACAUCCAGCUCGCCGUCCGCAACGACGAGGAGCUCUCCCGCCUGCUGGGCACGGUGACCAUCGCUAGCGGCGGUGUCAUGCCCAACAUCCAUAACCUGCUGCUCCCCAAGAAGUCCGGCGGCGGUAGCGCCAAGGCUGCUGCUGGUGAUGAGGACUAGAUCCCUGACCACGCCUUUCUUCCGGUGGUGGCACUUCCUGUGGGUGCGGCCGUAUCAACUUGUGCUUGUGUAGUAGUACGUUCUAGACUUGCCUUAGGUGUUGUGUUGGGGGAUGUGUUCCUGUGUACCGCUGCUAAACUAGGUUACUCUUGUGCUUGCUAAGGAUUAGUUCUGUAUUUGUUGCUAUAAACGGUGCAUCCUUUGGAUGACUGGUUGAUCAAACCUGGUAUUCCAAUUUACAGUUUGUGUUGGAUGGGUUCAAAUUUUUGGUCA
Molecule: messenger RNA, 821 nt
Organism: Sorghum bicolor (sorghum)
Lineage: Eukaryota; Viridiplantae; Streptophyta; Magnoliopsida; Poales; Poaceae
Product: probable histone H2A.2
Exons: 2
Coding region: 141-548 (135 amino acids)
Cellular component (GO): nucleosome
Molecular function (GO): protein heterodimerization activity; DNA binding; structural constituent of chromatin
Source: RefSeq, a predicted model, not a curated record